Messenger RNA from Lemur catta (Ring-tailed lemur), 2089 nucleotides. RefSeq names its product cholinergic receptor nicotinic alpha 7 subunit (gene CHRNA7). Gene Ontology annotation, biological process: chemical synaptic transmission; signal transduction; nervous system process. The transcript is spliced from 10 exons. Lineage: Eukaryota; Metazoa; Chordata; Mammalia; Primates; Lemuridae. Gene Ontology annotation, cellular component: neuron projection; synapse; postsynaptic membrane. Bases 81 to 1589 code for a protein of 502 amino acids. Gene Ontology annotation, molecular function: transmembrane signaling receptor activity; acetylcholine-gated monoatomic cation-selective channel activity. The record is from RefSeq and is a predicted model, not a curated record.
CGGUUCCGCGGCCGCAGGCGCAGGCCCGGCAGACAGCCGAGACGCGGGGCGCGCCGCCCGCGGCAGCUCCGGGACUCAACAUGCGCCGCUCGGCGGGAGGCGUCUGGCUGGCGCUGGCCGCGUCGCUCCUGCACGUGUCCCUGCAAGGCGAGUUCCAGAGGAAGCUCUACAAGGAGCUGGUAAAGAACUACAACCCCUUGGAGAGGCCCGUGGCCAACGACUCGCAGCCGCUCACUGUCUACUUCUCCCUGAGCCUCCUGCAGAUCAUGGACGUGGAUGAGAAGAACCAAGUUUUAACCACCAAUAUUUGGCUGCAGAUGUCUUGGACAGAUCACUAUUUGCAAUGGAAUAUGUCAGAAUAUCCGGGCGUGACGACUGUUCGUUUCCCAGAUGGCCAGAUUUGGAAACCAGACAUUCUUCUCUAUAACAGUGCUGACGAGCGAUUUGACGCCACGUUCCACACCAAUGUCUUGGUGAAUUCUUCUGGGCACUGCCAGUACCUCCCCCCAGGCAUAUUCAAGAGCUCCUGCUACAUCGACGUGCGCUGGUUUCCCUUUGAUAUGCAGCAGUGCAAACUGAAGUUUGGGUCCUGGUCUUACGGAGGCUGGUCGUUGGAUCUGCAGAUGCAGGAGGCAGAUAUCAGUAGCUACAUCCCAAAUGGAGAGUGGGACCUCGUGGGGAUCCCCGGAAAGAGGAAUGAGAAGUUCUAUGAGUGCUGCAAAGAGCCGUACCCAGACGUCACCUUCACGGUGACCAUGCGCCGCAGGACCCUCUACUAUGGCCUCAACCUGCUCAUCCCCUGUGUGCUCAUCUCCGCCCUCGCCCUGCUGGUGUUCCUGCUCCCUGCAGACUCCGGGGAGAAGAUCUCCCUGGGGAUAACGGUUUUGCUCUCUCUCACUGUCUUCAUGCUGCUUGUGGCUGAGAUCAUGCCAGCAACAUCUGAUUCCGUGCCAUUGAUAGCCCAGUACUUCGCCAGCACCAUGAUCAUCGUGGGCCUCUCUGUGGUGGUGACAGUGAUUGUGCUGCAGUACCACCACCACGACCCUGACGGGGGCAAGAUGCCCAAGUGGACCAGAGUCAUCCUUCUGAACUGGUGUGCAUGGUUUCUGCGCAUGAAGCGGCCCGGGGAAGACAAGGUCCGCCCAGCGUGCCAACACAAGCAGCGCCGCUGCAGCCUGGCCAGUGUGGAGAUGAGCGCCAUGGCGGCGCCGCCAGCCAGCAACGGGAACCUGCUGUACAUUGGCUUCCGAGGCCUGGAUGGCAUGCACUGUGCCCCGACCCCUGACUCUGGGGUUGUGUGCGGCCGCAUGGCCUGCUCCCCCACACAUGAUGAGCACCUCCUACACGGUGGGCAUCCCCCUGAGGGCGACCCGGACCUGGCCAAGAUCCUGGAGGAGGUCCGCUACAUUGCCAACCGCUUCCGCUGCCAGGAUGAGAGCGAGGCGGUCUGCAGCGAGUGGAAGUUCGCAGCUUGUGUGGUGGACCGUCUGUGCCUCAUGGCCUUCUCCGUCUUCACCAUCAUCUGCACCAUCGGUAUCCUGAUGUCCGCUCCAAACUUUGUCGAGGCUGUGUCCAAAGACUUCGCAUAACUUCACCUGGUUCUGGAUGUGUGAGAAACACAUAGAUAGGCAGAUUCUCUUUGGCUUGGUGAGAAUUUGGGGUGCUAAUCCCUCAGCAGCAUUAAAGUCCGCAAUUCCAAUGUACCUUGUAGCUGUCAAUCAUGUUGGUUAUGGUUUCCUUGUUACUUUAGGUAAUAGGAUCCCAGCACCUUUCUGUUUAAUCCUCUUAGAUGGGCUAAUCCAUACCUCAUCCUCAUGGUUGGUCAGCAGGGCCACUGACAGGUCGGUUGUUUUGCCCAUUUGUCCGCUUCCUGGAGAGCCCUUCAGAGAGGUCCUGGUAGCUCCUGACUGCUAGGGGAAGCCUGUACAUUUGGUUUUGCAUGCCUGCAUGUCACUCGCCAUGAAGGUCUACAUGAAAAUUCAACCUAUGCUUUUGCCUGUGUACAAACCUAGAUUGAAACUAAUAAUAAUAAUAAUAAAUCAAACUCACUAAAUCCAUUCAAAUAAUUGACUGGUGAAAGGAAAACAAA